CAUGGGCAGCAGGGAUUCCAUACAUAGUGAGGAGCCUGCUGUGAGGUCUGGACGAAAUGGCAAGCCUUCUGCGUAUUGGUAUUACUGGGUGCUCAGCUCCUGUUUUUGGCAGUGUGUUACCACCUAAGGUGCAUUCUGCAAAGAUGCCGUGUUUGCGAAUGUUUAGAACCCACCAGAUGCUCAUGUCUCAGGCAGCUCCAAAGCCAGGAAUUCCUUAUAAACAGCUGACUGUAGGUGUCCCCAAGGAGAUAUUUGAGAAUGAGAAAAGAGUGGCUCUAUCACCGGCUGGAGUUCAAGCCUUGGUUAAACAAGGCUUCAAUGUAGUGGUGGAAUCUGGUGCUGGAGAAGCUUCCAAAUUUUCUGAUGACCAUUACAGAGAAGUUGGAGCAAAGAUCCAGGGGACCAAGGAAGUCCUGGCUUCUGAUUUGAUUGUCAAAGUGAGGGCUCCUAUAUACAACUCGUCUCUAGGUGUACAUGAGGCAGAUCUUUUUAAGACAGCGGCUACCCUGAUUAGUUUUAUCUACCCAGCACAAAAUCCAGACCUCCUGAAAAAACUUUCAGAAAAAAAAACUACUGUCUUGGCUAUGGAUCAGGUUCCGCGGGUCACCAUUGCUCAGGGAUAUGAUGCACUUAGCUCCAUGGCCAACAUUGCUGGUUACAAGGCUGUCGUACUAGCAGCAAAUCACUUUGGUCGAUUUUUCACGGGUCAGAUCACAGCUGCUGGUAAAGUUCCUCCUGCAAAGGUCUUGAUCAUCGGAGGAGGAGUUGCUGGCCUGGCUUCUGCAGGAGCAGCUAAAUCAAUGGGUGCAGUGGUUCGUGGGUUUGAUACUAG
Molecule: messenger RNA, 832 nt
Organism: Cariama cristata (Red-legged seriema)
Lineage: Eukaryota; Metazoa; Chordata; Aves; Cariamiformes; Cariamidae
Product: NAD(P) transhydrogenase, mitochondrial-like
Exons: 5
Biological process (GO): NADPH regeneration
Cellular component (GO): mitochondrial inner membrane
Molecular function (GO): NADP binding; NAD binding
Source: RefSeq, a predicted model, not a curated record